Arachis ipaensis is the source of this 739-nucleotide messenger RNA. RefSeq lists its product as uncharacterized. Lineage: Eukaryota; Viridiplantae; Streptophyta; Magnoliopsida; Fabales; Fabaceae. The record is from RefSeq and is a predicted model, not a curated record.
ACUCAAUGUCAAAACAUUAGUUCAGUCGUUGAUUGACCAGAGUAUCACCACACACCUGAGUACGUUUGGAAAACUUUUAUUAUUAUUGCUUAAUUGUAUUAAAUAAUUAAAGUUAACAAUAGAAACUAAAACAGGGGCACUAUGCUACUACUCUUGCUGUUCUAUUUAAGACAGUUGAAAGUGUUGGUGCUCAUAGAGUCAAGUAGAAGAGAAGUGUGCAAGGAGUGAAAGAAAAAAAAAAUGAAUAAACAAAACGCCAAUAAUGAUGGCGUAUUAGAUGAUCAAUCAUCAAAUGUAGGUGCACCGCCAAUAUCUCUGGUUACACCACCACCUCCACUACAGCUUCAAAGAAUGUCUUCCAUUGAAUCUGAACCAAAAACCCUCUUUCAUGGAGAACUCAAUAUAGCAAGGGAGGCAGCAAUUGAAGUCCUCAACAGUCAUCCAAGAGAACAAGCUCUGAAAAUAUUUUUGGCUGGUCUGCAGCCAGUUGAAAUUGCAAAGGAUGCAACUGAAGAUAAUAUUGGAUCUGACUUAGAUGAUGAAGAAUAACAAAGUCUUAGAUUGCAAUAAAGAAUUAUUACAAGAAUAUGAUAUGAUGUUGAUGUUGUUUUAUUGCAUUAGUUGGCAUAAUUAAACUUUUUAUAUUACCAUAAUCUAUCUUACUUUGUACUAGUAUCUGUACUUAGAUGAGCUUAUUCUCAUUCAAAUCAAUGGAAUAAAAUAUUUUAAAGUUUUCUUC